CCAGACCUCUCAUCCUCAUCUCUGCCCGCUGUAUCCAUACCUCAACCAAUCUACAUCAUUCACCUAGCCAUAAUCCGAGACCACCAUGUCCGGCACGACCACGACCUCCAUCCCCACCCACGCCCACACCUACCCUCCCCUGCCCGCGCCCGUCACCUUCCCGCCGCAGCCGCCGCACUCGAACGUGCUUUCCCCCGAGGAACGCGCCCGGCUGCUGCGCUCCAACAAGAAGCUUGCGCGCCUGCUGGGCAGCACGCCGCAUUUCAUGGACCAGGACUCCGUUGAAUCGCCCUGGCCCACGACCGACGCCACCACCCCCUUUGGCAACGGCACCCCGCUCUCGCGCCCCUCGACGAGCAGCGGCGCCCCGCUCAUGCGCGUGCCGACCAAGUCGUCGCUCUCGCGCAUCACGUCCAGGCCCUCCUCGCGGCCGUCCACCGCACAGGGCACAUACGCAUCGGAGUCGCCCUCGCGCGAAGACGCGUGGCGCGCGCGCAAGGCCACGCUCAAGCCCUCCUCCAUCUCCCGGAACGGCGGAGGCGGCGCACCGCCGGUGCUCAAGCUCGCGUACAGCGCGGCAGAGGGCUUGCCGCUCACGGCUGUAGCAGCGGACGCGCCGCGCCCGGCGUUGCCGUCGCCGAGCUCGUUUGCUAUUCCUGAUAUGAACUCUAGAUAUCGGGGUGGGCGCGGGGAAGGCGAGGGGCAGGAGCUCGAUCUCCAGCCCAUUCGACGCUCGAGGUCGACUGCGAGGCCCGGGUCGGCGGGGAGCGCGCACGAGCGCACGCCGAGCUCGCCCGGGUUCGAGAUUCCGACGGAGGCGAGCGUGCGCCGCACGAAGCUGGACAAGCUGAGGCGCACGCUGGGCGAGGAGCUGCCCGCCAAGGCCGUCUUCCCCUCCAACUCCUCUUCGAAAUCAUCUUCCGCCGCCGCCGCCGCUUCCACGAUCGAAUACACACGCAAGCCGACGCACAAAUCGUCCAAGUCCCUCUCCCAUCCCCACCCGUCCUCGCAGUCUCAGUCGCAGUCUCAGCCCCGCGCCACGAAGCACACCGCGCGCCCCUCUGACCCCUCCGUGUCCGUUAUCGCCCUGCCCGGCGCACACGGCGAGCAGACGCACACCGUCGUGCUCAAAGCGUCCACCACCUCCCGCGCGCACACCUCUGCCUCCGCCUCAUCUUCUCACCACCGCCAGCCCAAACGCCCGUCGGGUCUGGGCAUCGCAGACCCGCGCGACCUCCUCUCGCUCGCGGGUGUCGAGCCUGCCGACAGCGACAGCGCUGGCUUGUUGGGCGCGAGGAAAAAGACGAGCGCGAGCGCGACGCUCGGUGGAGAUGCGUUCGUCAAGAGCCGGCGGGCGAAGGCGGGCGGGCGGCCUGAGAUUGAGUUUGUGGGGUUUAUGGGGCGCGCGGGUGUUUAAAUGCUGCGCUGCUGGUGUUCUGAAUGGUGUUGUCGCUCUGCGUUGUGCGGGCUGGCUCCGCCUCAUUGUCUGAUAAACGGACUUGUGGUUUGUCUGUCUGUCUGGUUAGAUGUUCUGCGUUCCCCCUGCACGCCUGCCUAUCUCCGUCUCCUCUUCUUUUCUUAUUACUACACCGUUCUGGUCCGCUCGGCGCGAUGUCCCUUUAAGGCCUCGCUGCCGCUGGUUCGCUCGAUCACAUUAUGACUGCACUGCACUCUAUGAACGCUCUUAUGACACCCUUCUGCUGCCGCUUUGUCUCGUUGUUACUGCAUACCCCCCUGAUACUCGUUAGCUACGCCGUGCUCGAUGUGCUGUACCGUACCGUAUGACUGGUGUAUCUUCAUUUUAAUGUUUUUU
This is a messenger RNA of Coniophora puteana RWD-64-598 SS2, 1813 nucleotides long. RefSeq lists its product as uncharacterized. The record is from RefSeq and is a predicted model, not a curated record. The transcript has 2 exons. Lineage: Eukaryota; Fungi; Basidiomycota; Agaricomycetes; Boletales; Coniophoraceae. Bases 86 to 1417 code for a protein of 443 amino acids.